Messenger RNA from Monodelphis domestica (gray short-tailed opossum), 5413 nucleotides. The record is from RefSeq and is a predicted model, not a curated record. Lineage: Eukaryota; Metazoa; Chordata; Mammalia; Didelphimorphia; Didelphidae.
UGAAACCACCUCUUGGACCAAUUGGCGGCUUGGAACUAGGCGUUGGCAUUUGAAACCGCCCAAUCAGAUGGGUGUUCUGGGAUCUGUUCCUUAAAGAGAGCACUGAGGGAGAAGGCGGCAAGGAGCAACGGACAGUAGUCUGCGAGCGGACUACAAGAUGACUGGGUCCAAUGAAUUCAAGUUGAACCAACCUCCUGAAGAUGGCAUCUCCUCGGUGAAAUUCAGCCCAAACACAUCCCAGUUCCUGCUGGUCUCAUCCUGGGACACCUCCGUCCGGCUCUAUGAUGUCCCUGCCAACACCAUGCGCCUCAAAUACCAACACACUGGCGCAGUCCUCGACUGUGCUUUCUAUGAUCCGACACAUGCUUGGAGUGGGGGAUUGGAUCAUCAGUUGAAAAUGCAUGAUUUGAAUACUGAUCAAGAAAACCUUGUUGGAACCCAUGAUGCACCUAUUCGUUGUGUUGAAUAUUGUCCAGAAGUGAAUGUUAUGGUUACUGGAAGUUGGGAUCAAACAGUUAAAUUAUGGGAUCCCAGAACUCCUUGUAAUGCAGGAACCUUUUCUCAGCCAGAAAAGGUUUACACGCUCUCUGUGUCUGGAGACAGAUUAAUUGUGGGGACAGCUGGCCGCAGAGUGUUGGUAUGGGACUUGAGGAAUAUGGGCUAUGUGCAGCAGAGAAGAGAGUCUAGUCUGAAAUAUCAGACUCGUUGCAUACGGGCAUUUCCAAACAAGCAGGGUUAUGUGUUAAGCUCUAUUGAAGGCCGAGUGGCAGUUGAAUAUUUGGACCCAAGUCCUGAAGUACAGAAGAAGAAAUAUGCAUUCAAAUGCCAUAGACUGAAGGAAAAUAAUAUAGAGCAAAUUUAUCCUGUCAAUGCCAUUUCCUUUCACAACAUUCACAAUACAUUUGCUACAGGUGGAUCUGAUGGAUUUGUUAAUAUUUGGGAUCCAUUCAACAAGAAACGAUUGUGUCAAUUCCAUCGGUAUCCCACUAGCAUAGCAUCACUUGCCUUCAGUAAUGAUGGGACCACACUUGCAAUAGCAUCAUCAUAUAUGUAUGAAAUGGAUGACACCGAACAUCCUGAAGAUGGUAUCUUCAUUCGCCAAGUGACAGAUGCAGAAACAAAGCCCAAGCAUUUCCUCUCUCAUCAGAUACUACCAUUCUAAUGGUCACUGCUAUCUUGCUCCAGUGGACUUUGCUACUGACUGGUUGCCAGUGAGACCUCAGAUGGCUUUGAUGGAUCCUUUGAACUCAUGUGGUUACCUGGGCUCUUUUAUCUCAGCAUACUGCCUUCAUCUGAGAUCAAGAAAGAGUGAACACAAAAGAAACACAAGUUCUCUGUAUUCUGGGACACACAGAAGCCAGGUGGGAAAUAAGUCAGCUGCUUCUCUUUCAUCCAGUUGAUCAGGACAUGCCUUAUCCUCACUUCCCGGAAGGAAAAGAGACCUAGAAAUUGUCAACAUGUAAAUGAAGUUUAAACUUAGCUCUUCCUCAGUUCCUUUCAGUUCUGUAGUCAGUUAGAAAACUUAUCAUCAUGCAGAACUACUCAGUUAGUCAUGUUUGACUGGAACAAGACCUCUAAAGUUUCAUAUGUUGGAUUAGAACUAGGCAUGGAAUAUCUGCACAUACUUUGCCUACCCUACUAAAAAGGACAAAUCUGAGCAUACCCUAAGGACCAGGUCCUCAGUGGCUAGUCUCUCUACUAAAAAAAGUAUAAAUUUGCAGGUAGUCUAAUUUCAUUGAAUAGAAAGGAAAGAGAGAUAUGGUAAGAGAUCUUAACAAUGAUCAAUAAAAAUACCCUUCCUGUUAUUCACAAGAUGUGACCAGUAGAGAACUAAUUCUUUUUUUAAAUAAAAUUUUAUUGAUAUGUUAGUUCUACAUUGUCAAAAUUAACCCUGUACUCUCCCAGAGAGCCAUUCCAUAUUAAAAAAAAAUUUUUUUAAAGAGGAAAAGCAUGCAAAGUUGAUAAAUAUAUCACUAAAAAAAUGUGAUAACAUGCACCAUGUUGUGCAUUUGUUGGUCACCUCCUCUGCUCUUUAAAAGGGAUUAGGAAAGUAUCUUUUCUUUGGAGCCUACCCUGUGUUCUUUGUAAUUUUACAGUAUUUAUUUUCAAUUGUUUUGAGGUUCUUUUUCAUUUACAUUGUAUUAACCAUAGUGUAUAUUGUUUUCUUGGCUCUCAUUGUUUCACUUUGCAUUAGUUUAUAUACAUGUUUCAUAAUUCUACAGUAUAGUAAUAUUCUCUUAUAUUCAUGAACCAUAAUUUGUUUACCACCUCUUAGUUGGUGGUUGCUACUUAGUUUUUUUGAUAUUGUAAAAAAGUGCUGUUAUAAACAUUUUUGUUUCUAUGAGGUCUUUUAAAAAUUGUUAUUAAUAACCUCCUUGGUGAUUACUAAGCAGUGAAAUCUUUGUGUCGAAGGUAUUGACAUUUUAGCUACUUUAUUUGCAUAAAUCCAACUUACUUUCCCAAAUUAUUAUACUUAUUCAUAACUCUACCAACAAUGUAUUAGUAUGUCUCUCUUCCUGCAACCCUUCCCACACCUGAUUUUCAUUUUUAUCAUCUUUUACAACUUUCCUGGGCAUAAAAUGAAAGAGGAGGAUUGUUUUGUUUUGUGUUUAUUUUAUUAGUAGUAAUUUGGAGCAUUUAAAAAUAUUUGCUAAUAAUUUUGAAAAUUGUUCAUUCAUAUCCUUUGACCACUUUUCGGGAAUGACUUUUGGGCAUAUAUUUCUGUUAGAUGUCUAUAUAUCUUGGACACUAAAUCCUUAUCUGUUAAAUUUGAUGCAAAGAUUAUUUUUCUCCCUUCUACCACUUCCAAUCUUGGUUUAGAUAUAUUAAUUUGUUUCUGUAAAAGCCUUUCAAUUUCUGUUUUAUCUUUUAAAAUGAUCUGUUUUAUCUUUUGCAAUUGCCUCUAUCUCUUGUUUGGUUAAAAUACAUUUCUUGGGUAGACAAGCCAACAUAGUUCAGGAAGUAGGAAGAAGUAGUGGUUAAACUCCCCCACCCCUUCCCCACUACUCACUCCAACACAUUUGAAUAGAAACUAUACAAUACCAGCUUUCUAGCCCAGGUUCACAAAGUUUGCAUGCAGGUGAGUGAUGAGGGAAGGAGCCAUAUAAUAGGGGUGGGCUGAUAUCAUAUAUUUGGCCUCUGAGUCAGGGCAGUGGUACAGAGAUGCCCAGAGCUAAACCCAGAUACAGCACCAUCCCAAGCUAAUAGCAAGGGGUAGCCAGCCUCUCAUAUGGUGGUCAGAACUUCAAAUUAGUUCAUCCCAGAGCAAAUCAAGGAAUCCACCUCUACCCAACCCAGCAGUCAGGAUGGGCAGUACAGACUCGGCCUUCCUGGUAGACACCCAGAAGAAGCUGAUUACUCAGUCCUAGAUCAACAAUAAAAUCAACAGUAAAAGGCCUCCCAAAGGAAGCCUUGUAUUCCCAGGAGCACUGACUCAGCCCUAACCUAGACUUCGCAUAGAUCAGUGCUCAGAGUAGGUCUUGGACUCAAUUUCCUUUGCACAGGAAAGCAGUGCAAAGUUGUCUCCCAUGGUCAUCAGAUCACUGUCUCAGUCAUACACACACACAAAAUCUCCCAGUUUAUCUACCAAAUUUGGAAGUGACUGGAAGAAUGACCUAAAUAAAAAACAAUAACACAAAAGAACUUAUAUGAGGCCAGGGUUACCCAGGACACAAAUUCAGAAGAGAGUAUAACUCCAAAACACCCAUGAGCAAAGCCUCAAAGAAAAACAGAACUUACUCAGAAGAUCAAUUAGAUUUCCUAGAAAAAAAUAAUGCAAGAUUUUAAAAUAGAAGAAAGAACUAGGGGAAAUGACAGCUAUGGAGGAGAGACUUGGAAAGGGAAUUAACAAGAAAUACAAAAUCUUACCCAAGUAAUACACUUCCUAAAAAUUAGACUUGCCCUAAACAGAUAUUAAGGAAUUCAUGACAAUUUUGUUGUUCAGUCAUUUCAGUUGUAUCCAACUCUUUGUGACUCCAUUUGGAGUUUUCUUGGCAAAGAUAGUGAAGUAGUUUACAAUUUCCUUCUCCAGCUGAUUUUACAGAAGGAAACUGAGGCAAGCAGGGUUAAGUGAUUUGACCAGUGUCACCCAGCUAGUAAGUACAGGCUAGAUUUGAUCUCAGGAAAAUAAAUCUUCCUGACUCUAGGCUUGGUACUCCCUCCACUGUCCACCUAGUUAUCACACAAGACAAUAAUAAAUAAAUACUAAAGCAAAGUCAAAAGAUUAAAAAAAAGGGAAAAUGUAAGAUACAUUAUAUCAAAAAUAACUGACAUGGAAACCAUUAAGGAGGAAAAAAAACCCAGUAAAAAUCAUUGGGCUACCUCAAAACCAAUGACCAAAAAGUUAGCCUAGAUAUAACAUUUCUAGAAUCAUGAAAAAAAAAAUGACCCAGAUCUCUUAGAACCAGUGAUCAAAAUAAAAAUGGAAAGUACUCACUGAUCACCUCUUUUUUUUUUUAAAUUUUUAAACUGUUACCUUCUGUUUUGGAGUCCAUACUGUGUAUUGGCUCCAAGGCAGAAGAGUGGUAAGGGUUAGGCAAUGGGGGUUAAGUGACUUGCCCAGGGUCACACAGCUGGGAAGUGUUUGAGACCAGAUUUGAACUGAUCACCUCUUAAAAGAAACCCAAAAUGAAAACUCCAAGGAACAUUAUAGUUAAAAUGCAGAGCUGAGCUUUCAGGUCAAGUUAAAAAAAUACUUUAAACUGCCAGAAUUCAAUCACCACAAAGCCAAAGUUAAGAUCACAUAAAGUUGAGAAGCUAUCAUGACGAAGGAGAGAACAGUUAUAGGCUAGCAAUCAAGAAUAACUUCUGCAUUUGUAUUGAAAUAGAGGAUUUCUAAGCAUUCCUGGUGAAAAGACCAAAACUUAGUAGAAACCAUGAAAUAAAAAUUCAGAAGCAAAGAGAAAAAUAGAAAGUUCUAAAGAUAAAUGAUUAAUUGGAAAUGGUUUUAUAAUGAUAAAGUGUUUGCAUUCUACUGGGGAAAGUAGGAUAAUACAAGUAUCCCUAAAAACCAUGUUUUCAGCAGAAGUCAUAGAGGGAAUCAAAUAAGUGGGGGACCUGGGAAGGUUUGUUAUAAUUUGAAAAAUUAUAGGAAUAUAAAUAUAAAUUAUAUUUAAAGGAGAAAGGGAACAAAAAAGUACAGUAUAAAAAAAUGGAGGAACUAGGGGAUUUAUCUCACAACAGCUUGAAUGUAAAUAGAAGUCUAUACAAAUUAGGAAGAAAUAGGAAGAGAGGGUACCAUUUGAACAUCACUUUGAAUAAGUUGAGUGAAGUGAAUAGAAAGAGAAUAAUUUAUACUAUAACAACAUUGUUAAAAUGAACAGUUUUUUAAAAACUUAAGAACUCUAAUUAGUGUAAUGAUCAACCAUUUUUUCAUAGAAUGGCCAAGUUAGAAUAAUACACAUAUCCUGAAAAA